Cheilinus undulatus (humphead wrasse) is the source of this 2728-nucleotide messenger RNA. It is a transcript of the gene slc37a4b, whose product is annotated as solute carrier family 37 member 4b. The record is from RefSeq and is a predicted model, not a curated record. Gene Ontology annotation, biological process: phosphate ion transmembrane transport; glucose-6-phosphate transport. The coding region runs from base 487 to 1839 and encodes 450 amino acids. The transcript has 10 exons. Gene Ontology annotation, cellular component: endoplasmic reticulum membrane. Gene Ontology annotation, molecular function: glucose 6-phosphate:phosphate antiporter activity. Lineage: Eukaryota; Metazoa; Chordata; Actinopteri; Labriformes; Labridae.
CUAUGGCGGUUGCCACCGUGGCUGAGCUGAGAGGUCGUCCUCCUCUCUGUGCGCUGCGGAAGCGCGCUCGAGACAAGAGCUGCAGGCUCGGGAGCGCGCGUCGUCCUCUUGCAUGGAUGGGAUCGUCGAGAGGGGCGCGAAUGAAAGGCCGGUGUAAGGUUUCCCUCCUCUGUCCAGGCGUCUACAAGCAGCAGCCUCACAGAUAAACUGAGCUGCCCUCCUGCAGGAAGACCGCUGUCCACACUGCUUCUGCUUGAGGAAACAUACUUAGGCCAGUGCUGCCAGGCCAAUGCUACAGCUUGUUUCUUAUCGCCUUUCUCCCAGUGCAAACAAGUAGUUAACAGUCUAACUUUUACUAAUAACAGCCCAACAGCAGCUCUUUUUGAUUUGCUGUAAUGUGGAUGCCUGAAAAGCUGGAAACAAGACUCCAGUGAAGAAAAGCCUGAAAAAAUCUGAUUUUUCACCUUUGUUCGAUCACGUGGAAUCAUGGGGGCCUCAGGAUAUACCUACUACCGUGUCGCCAUCUUCCUCUGCAUGUUUACCGGCUACUCGCUGUACUUCUUUAACAGGAAGACCUUCUCCUUUGUCAUGCCCUCUGUGAUGGAAGAGAUCGAACUGGACAAAGAUGACCUAGGUAUGAUCACCAGUAGUCAGACCAUGGCCUACGCCAUCAGUAAGUUCAUCAGUGGUGUGCUGUCGGAUCAGAUCAGUGCUCGCUGGCUCUUCUCCAUCGGCCUCUUUGUGGUUGGCGGCAUCAACGUGGCCUUCUCCUGGUCCUCCACGGUGUCCAUGUUCUCUCUGUUCUGGUUCAUUAACGGCCUGGGUCAGGGCUGCGGGUGGCCUCCCUGUGGGAAGGUGCUGCGCAAGUGGUUCGAGCCGUCUCAGUUUGGGACCUGGUGGUCUGUCCUCUCCUGCAGUAUGAACCUGGCUGGGAGUCUGGGUCCAAUCCUGGUUACAGUGCUGCUGCAGUACUAUGACUGGAGGACUAUUAUGACCAUGUCGGGUGUCUUCUGUGCUGCCUUCUCCUUAGUUUGUCUGGUGUUUGUGAAGAAUGAGCCGAAGGAUGUGGGUCUGCCCAGCAUCGAGGCCGCGGCCAAGAAGGGGGCGAAGGGAGGAAACAGUGAGAGCACCCUGAAAGAGUUCCUCCUGUCCCCCUUCCUGUGGGUGCUCUCUCUGGGGUACCUGGUGGUGUUUGGGGUGAAGACGGCUGCCACCGACUGGGGACAGCUGUUCCUCAUGCAGGAGAAAGGCCAGACUGCUCUCAUGGGCAGCACCUACAUGAGCGCUCUGGAGGUCGGAGGUUUUGUGGGCAGCCUGGCGUCGGGUUUCAUCACGGACAGAGCCGUGGCUAGGCAAGGCCUAGGCACCCACGGAAACCCUCGGCAUGGUCUGCUCAUCCUCAUGAUGGGUGGGAUGUACGUGUCCAUGUACCUCUUCAGAGUCACCAUCACUCCAGAAAUCCCAAAGGAGGCUCCUCUGUGGGUCCAAGCCAUUCACCCCAUCUCUGUCCUCAUUGGUGUGUCAGAGAAAGAGAUUUGGAUCCUCUUCCUUGGUGCUAUGUUUGGAUUUUCUUCUUACGGACCAAUUGCCUUGUUUGGGGUGAUAGCGAGCGAAAGUGCUCCUUCAAACUUCUGUGGGACAUCUCAUGCCAUUGUAGCUCUGAUGGCUAAUGUUGGUGCUUUUAUUGCCGGGCUUCCCUUCAGCACUGUUGCCAAGCAACACAGCUGGGACAUGGCAUUCUGGGUAGCCGAGGUGGUUAUGGCCGUCACCACCGUUUGCUUCUUCCUAGUACGCAACAUGCGCACAAAGAUGGGACGGAUCGCAGAGAAAUUGGACUAAUUAAUCUUCCUGGAGUACUCACAGUGAUGAUGUCCUGUAAUACGACCACACAGACUGUGUUCUUGCACUCUUGACUGCGCUGUAAACAGAAAACUGCACAUGAAUGCAACUCCAAUCUGACCAAACGAAACUAACGCCGAACAGACUAAUCUCAGAAAUUUUGACUGAUUUAUCGGGUAGACGCUCAGGAUGGAUGUCGGUCGUUACCCUCUUUAGGAACACAAUCAGGAACAUGUCAUACACAAACAUUUGCCCUCUUAUACACCAGCACAGAAACAGAGUAAUAGUAAUUAUUCAUAUUAGAAUAGAUUUCAGUGCUUCCUAUUCAGUAAUGAAGGUUAGAGAGGCUUUAAUAUAUUAAACAUUUAAACUGAGGUUUGUAAGGAUGAAGAGGGUGUGUGCUGCUCGUUGCACAACUUGCCUUCAGUGCAGGUCAGCUCUAUUUAUUGAAUGUUCACUGAAGAGCCUGUAUAUUCUAGACUAUUAUACGUCUAGGUAUUUGCACAUAAGUGGUAGCAUGUGUCACAGUCAUUUUACUGAUACCUCAAGUAUUUGUUAAAAUGUAUGAGGCUCAGUAUUUCAGUAUUAUAACGAAAUAGGAAAUCGUGUUAUUUUUAUACACAGUUCUGUGCUACAUGAUAAGGAAUUACAUUUGGUAGCCCAUGAGAGCUUUUGUAACCUGUUUAUAAAGAUUAAAUAUUUGUUACAGGUGUUUUGUCACUGCCACUGUGUGUACUGUUAACUUUCUCAUCUCUAAAAUAUGUAAUAAUGACAAUAAUGAGCCUACACUCAGUGCCAUGUCGGCAUAACCUAAUGUAUCUCACUGGAACUGUUUGAUGCACCUGAAAGAGUUAAGGGCAUCUCAAUAAAUGUGAAGAUUACUUUCUUG